CGCAACCCCCCGGCUCCGCCACUCGAGCUCCCCCGUGCGCUCUGCCCCGGGGAGGCGGCGGCGGCGCCGGCUGCUCCCUGCACCCGGAGCUGUCCCUGUGCCCGCGGCUGCCGGUUCCCCGCACCGGCCAUGCCGGGGCCGCGCCGGGACCGCCCGGUUGUGCUGCUGCUGCUCGGAGCGCUGCUGGCGGCCGAUCUCUACUUCCACCUCUGGCCGCGGGCGCGGCGGGAGCUGGCGGGGGAAGUCCCGGGCUGUCCCUGUCGCCGCCGCCGCCCCGCGCCCGCCGCCCCCCCGCCCCGCGCCCGCGCAGCCUCCGCGCUGCGGCGCCUCUUCGCCCACCCGCUGUACCGCGCCGCCGCCCCGCCGGGCCCCGCCGAGCCGCUGCUGGGCCCCCGCGAAGCCCUGCGCUACUACCGGCGGAAGGCGGCUCGUUGGAACAGGCGACACAAGCUGUACCGGGAGGAGCUGAACCUCACGUCACCGGUGGCACCGCUGCCCCUGCGGCCAGAGGCCAGUUGGCUCCAGUUCCAUUUGGGCAUCACCCGGGACGGGCUCUACCCCCGUGCCAGCCCCAUCAUCAACCGGCUCCUCCAGGACAUGCAGGACCUCACCACCAUCAGCGCCGAUUACAGCCAGGACGAGAAGGCGCUGCUGGGGGCCUGCGACUGCAGCCAGGUGGUGAAGCCCAGCGGUGUGCACCUGAAGCUGGUCCUCAGGUUCCAGGAUUUUGGGAAAGCCAUGUUCAAGCCCAUGAGGCAGAAACGAGAGGAAGAGACACCCGAGGACUUUUUCUACUUCGUUGACUUCCAGCGGCACAACGCUGAGAUCGCCGCCUUCCACCUGGACAGGAUCCUGGAUUUCCGGAGGGUUCCCCCCACAGUCGGGAGGUUAAUCAAUGUCACCAAGGAGAUCCUGGAGGUCACCAAGAACGAGAUCCUGCAGAGCGUGUUCUUUGUCUCACCAGCCAGCAACGUCUGCUUCUUCGCCAAGUGCCCGUACAUGUGCAAGACAGAGUACGCGGUGUGUGGGAACCCUCACCUCCUGGAAGGGUCCCUCUCCGCCUUCCUGCCGUCCCUGAACCUGGCGCCACGACUCUCCAUCCCAAACCCAUGGAUCCGCUCCUACUCAUUUGACGGAAAAGAGGAGUGGGAGGUGAAUCCGCUCUACUGUGACACGGUGAGGGAGAUCUACCCCUACAGCAGCGGCAACCGGCUGCUGAACAUCGUUGACAUGGCCAUAUUUGACUUCUUAAUAGGGAACAUGGACCGUCACCACUAUGAGAUGUUCACCAAGUUUGGGGACGAUGGCUUCCUCUUACAUCUGGACAACGCCCGAGGGUUCGGGCGCCAUUCCCACGAUGAACCCUCCAUCCUGGCCCCACUGUCGCAGUGCUGCGUAAUAAAGAGGACAACAUUACUACGACUCCAGCUCUUGGCUGAGGCCGAAUAUCGGCUCAGCGACGUGAUGAGGGAAUCGCUCCUCCAGGACCGCCUGGCCCCCGUCCUCACUGAACCCCAUCUCCUGGCGCUGGACCGACGGUUACAGCUCGUCCUGGCAGCCGUCGGAAAAUGCAUAGACACGUAUGGAGAAGCCAAGGUGGUGGCCAACGACACCGCGCAGCCCGAGCCUCUCGCGUCCGACAGAGCGAAGCCGACCACCUAAACAGCCCUUCGCUCCUGCUCGGGGGUAGGGAAAACCCCUGCAAGGCAAGCGGCAGGUUUGAAUAGCUGGUGGUUUCCACUUACAAACGCUUGCAGAGACUGAGAGGGGAAACUCUGCAGAUCUUCAAGAAUCGCACUGGGCUUCUGUGCUGGGUGCCCAAGCAAAGCUGCUGCGCUUGGCCGGGGAGUUGUGGUCUGAAUGCAGCGGAUCUUUACACCCCGAGCACCAGCUCUGGUGGAAAAAGCAGAGAUAUCUCCCGUUCUACGCUCGGUCGUGCCCUUGGGAGGGUGGGGGAACACGUGGCCGCUGGUUUGCUGAACCUGCACGGGAUCGCGGUCUUGCUAGCGAAGGACACCAACUACAUCCAGGGAUGAGGCCCGAAUAAAGAGAUGCCAAGAGAA
Messenger RNA from Columba livia (rock pigeon), 2063 nucleotides. It is a transcript of the gene FAM20A, whose product is annotated as FAM20A golgi associated secretory pathway pseudokinase. Gene Ontology annotation, biological process: enamel mineralization. Gene Ontology annotation, molecular function: protein serine/threonine kinase activator activity. Lineage: Eukaryota; Metazoa; Chordata; Aves; Columbiformes; Columbidae. The transcript has 11 exons. Gene Ontology annotation, cellular component: Golgi apparatus. The record is from RefSeq and is a predicted model, not a curated record. Bases 130 to 1662 code for a protein of 510 amino acids.